Molecule: messenger RNA, 2763 nt
Organism: Neoarius graeffei (lesser salmon catfish)
Lineage: Eukaryota; Metazoa; Chordata; Actinopteri; Siluriformes; Ariidae
Gene: abhd17c
Product: abhydrolase domain containing 17C, depalmitoylase
Exons: 4
Coding region: 128-1012 (294 amino acids)
Biological process (GO): protein depalmitoylation
Cellular component (GO): plasma membrane; endosome membrane
Molecular function (GO): palmitoyl-(protein) hydrolase activity
Source: RefSeq, a predicted model, not a curated record
UGUAGCAAGAGAAAUGGCUGCUUUCAUUGUACAUGGCUAAGCUAACUUACACUCGGAUUGGAUUGUUUUAUUUAAACGGUUGGCGGCUUCAGUUAGAAACGGCGUAUUUGCGUUAUCCAGCGUAUCAAUGCCUGAGCAAGGCCCGAGGAUGAACGGCUUCUCCCUGGGCGAGCUGUGCUGGUUGUUCUGCUGCCCGCCCUGCCCGAGCCGCAUCGCCGCUAAGCUGGCCUUCCUGCCCCCGGAGCCGACCUACUCGGUGCACACGGACGCGGAGGGCGCGUGCAGCCUGCACCUGAGCGAGCGCGCGGAUUGGCAGUACUCGCAGCGCGAGCUGGACGCCGUGGAAGUGUUCGGUACGCGCACGAGCCGCGGGAACCGCGUGCUCUGUAUGUUUGUCCGCUGCGCGCCCGCGAGCCGCUACACGCUGCUGUUCUCGCACGGCAACGCCGUGGAUCUCGGCCAGAUGUGCAGCUUCUACAUCGGCCUCGGCUCGCGCAUCAACUGCAACGUUUUCUCCUACGACUACUCCGGCUACGGGGUGAGCACCGGGAAACCGUCCGAGAAGAACCUGUACGCUGACAUCGAGGCGGCCUGGCAGGUGCUCAGGACAAAGUACGGCGUGACCCCAGAGAACAUCAUCCUGUAUGGGCAGAGUAUCGGCACGGUGCCAACGGUGGACCUGGCGGCACGGUACGAGUGUGCCGCAGUCAUCCUGCAUUCUCCACUCAUGUCUGGACUGCGCGUGGCCUUUCCCGACACGCGCAAAACCUACUGCUUCGACGCAUUCCCCAGCAUCGAUAAGGUGUCGAAGGUGGCCUCUCCGGUCCUCGUGAUUCACGGCACGGAGGACGAGGUCAUCGAUUUCUCGCACGGCCUGGCCAUCUACGAGCGAUGCCCACGUGCCGUGGAACCACUGUGGGUGGAGGGCGCGGGGCACAACGACAUCGAGCUGUACGCCCAGUACCUGGAGAGACUCAAGCAGUUCAUCUCCUUCGAGCUGGCUACCUCCUGAAAGCACACUGCAGCACACUGUACAACAUCACGGCACACGCUGCGAUGAGCUCCUCUCCGCUCUUUACACACCGAGCCGAGGAUCAGUGUCGAGGAUUUGCACUUGGUGACAGAAAUUCUGGACUCUCCUUUUUAAGUGUAUAUGUUGGUAUUAAGGAACAGGGCCUUUUCAUCAGUUUUUAUUUUUGGAUUUAUUUUUUUUUUCUUUUUACCUUGAUGAGAGAACAUUUAAGCGCACCACAAACAUACUUGGAAUAUUUUGUGUGAGAUUUGUCAACCUUUUUUUUUGGGUGUGUGUAAAUACCCAGCAGGGUGAAGUAAAUGGCAGCGCUGUUAUGUUUAGUUGACCAUUGAGGGUUUGGUUGUUUUUUUUUUUUUUUUCGUCGUUUUAUUUCUAGGCAUUCCGUUGGAUUCUCUUGACUGGGAUAAAAGGAUUUGCUCUCAGAUUUUACAGAGCCAGUCUGUGUGUAUAGUAGGGUGGGUUUUUUUUUUUUUUUUUAAUUAAAGCCAGUAAGUGAAGGAAUACUACCACUGAGAACGCAUCAAUGUCACAUGACUGAUCAAACCACUCCACCGUUUCCAGCUCUGGAGUACGGUGCUGUGUUUUACUACAGUAAUCAGGGCGUUGUUUGUGCACACACACAACUUGAGGUGUUCGUAUAUGAAAUCGUGGUCUCUGUUUUUGGCGCCAGUGCUACAGUAAGUAAGCCUUCUGCUCUCAGGCAUUUGUGCUGUCUGUCGUUUUGUGGGAGUUGGCUUUUCUCAAGGUUAAUACUAGCUGCUACUCUUCCAAUGAGAAAAAUCACUGUGAGACUGAACUGGCGAAACACUAAGGGUACAAGGUGAAUCGUAUUGAGCCACAAAAAUCAUCUCACCCACCCUAAAAUUUUGCAGCUGCUUCCUCAUUCUUGACAUUUAUCUACUGACCCCGAAGGACUCGAACCCCUGAACGCAAACGCAAGAUAACACUAAAAGUCCUCGUGUUUUAGUGCCGACUUUGUAAAUGUUAAUGUAUUCAGGGGUAGCACUAGACACUAGAAGUUAUAAUGGUUUAAUUAACAAGAAGGAACUCGGUUUAUUCGAAGUAGCUGCAAUUACCGUGUUGCAACUUUUUUUUUUUUGAAGGGUUUGAUUUCGUUUUUAUUUCUUAUUUUAUUGAGCAAAUGGGCUGGACUUUUCAGUCUUCAUCUGUGUAUUGCUGUAAGAUAACACUGCAUUGACAGAUACAUGUGUGUAACGGGAUGCUAUUGUGUUUCUCCACGAGCCCUGAACCAAGGUUUGAACCUCCUCUUUUAUCCUCAGUGGAGUUGUUGGGUUGUCGGAGACUGCUUUUCAGGAACGACUGAACACAGCCCUAACUGAGUUGCUUUUGAUACCGACGUUUUUAAACAAAAUGUUUUUUCCAGUACUUAGUACUUAUUAAUUUUAUCUCGACACCUCUUUUAAUGCUGGUUUGUAAGAUAAUCGUACUGUACACAUCUCUCCUCUCGAUAGAUACAUCAAACAGGAAACUGUAUUUAGUCUUUUUAAUGAUUUUGACACUGGAAUUGCUGUAUGCAAAUAUAAUACUGAAAAAAAUGAAAUAGUUGGUACAAAAUGUGCUAGUGUAUCUUGUUUUCUCAGAUCAAAUGAAAGCCUUAAAUGUGCUGUGAGACAGAUUUAUUACUCACUUGAUGUUGGCUGUUGCCUCAGAGCAGCCCACUGGAUGUUGUAUUGCUAUAUAAUGGAAUAAAGGAUGCAUGGAAUAUUGAA